CGGCUGGCGGCUGCGAUGCGCAUGUAUGCAGUCCACUGCCUCGACGCAUCACAGCGAACCGCACUUGACAGCUUUCCAGGUUAGAGGGGGGGAAACAGACUUGCUGAAUUUCCACAAGCCAGCCGUCAUCCGCAUCCACCCGAGAUGACAGCGUAACCAGGGCGCUGAACUGCUGAGAUACCAAAACACAGCCGCUUUGUUGAAUCGGAUCUGCUGUGACUGGACAUGAAUUCGGCGGAACAGACGGUUACAUGGUUGAUUACGCUCGGGGUGCUGGAAUCGCCAAAGAAGACCAUCUCAGAUCCCGAGGCAUUUCUGCAGACCUCCCUGAAGGAUGGGGUGGUCUUGUGUAGACUCCUGGAGCGGCUCAGCCCGGGGUCCACGGAGAAGGUUUACCAAGAACCGAAGAACGACGGCGAGUGCCUGAGCAACAUAAAAGAGUUUCUGAAGGGCUGCACGGCUUUCCGCGUCGAGCCAUUCGAGGCCAGUGACCUGCUGCUGGGACUGAACUUCUCCAAAGUGCUCAGCAGUUUGGUUACUCUGAAUAAAGUGACUGCAGAUAUCGGUGUGGGCAGCGAUUCGGUGUGUGCCCGACACUCUUCAGCCCACCGCAUCAAGUCGUUCGAGUCGCUGUCCUCUCAGGCUUCACUGGCCCGAUCCUCCAAGCUGCUGCAGAACCAGUUUCGCAGCCUGGACAUGUCAGAGAACAGCGGACAGCAGCUGCUGGUCAAGGCGCGUUUCAACUUCCAGCAGACCAACGAGGAUGAGCUCACCUUUGCUAAGGGCGAUUUCAUCAACGUGACUCGUCAGGAGGAGGGCGGCUGGUGGGAAGGGAUGCUUAAUGGCAAGACUGGCUGGUUUCCUAGCAACUACGUGCGUGAGGUCAAGGGCUCCGACAAACAAGUGUCCCCCAAGUCUGGCACCCUUAAGAGUCCACCUAAAGGCUUUGACACAUCUGCAAUCAGCAAGACGUACUAUAAUUUGGUGUUACAGAACAUUUUAGAAACAGAGACUGAAUAUUCCAAGGACCUUCAGAGUCUUCUGAUGAACUACCUGCGACCUCUUCAGAAUAUUGAAAAACUGAGCAGCUCAGAUGUGGCUCUGAUUCUGGGAAACCUGGAAGAGAUCAGCACCUUCCAGCAGAUGCUCGUCCAAUCACUGGAGGAGUGCACCAAGCUUCCAGAAAGCCAACAAAGGGUGGGCAGCUUCUUCCUCAAGCACAUGCCACAGAUGAAGGCUCUCUAUGUUGGUUACUGCUCGAACCAUCCCUCUGCAGUUAAUGUACUCACCCAAUACAGUGAUGUAUUGGGAGAUUUUAUGGAAGGGCGCGGUGCUGUCAGUCCCGGGAUCCUCACCCUGACCACAGGCCUCAGUAAACCCUUUAUGAGACUGGAUAAAUACCCCACACUACUUAAAGAGCUCGAGAGACACAUGGAGGAGAAUCACCCAGACAGACCAGACAUCCAGAAGUGCAUGUCAUCUUUCAAAAGUCUGUCGGCUCAGUGCCAGGAGGUGCGGAAACGAAAGGAGCUGGAGCUGCAGAUUCUUACAGAAUCCAUCCGGCUGUGGGAGGGGGAUGACAUCAAAACCUUAGGCUCUGUGAUCUACAUGAGCCAGGUCUUGGUCCAGAGUCAGCUGUCAGAGGAGAAAAAUGAGCGUUACCUCAUGCUCUUCCCCCACAUCCUCCUCAUGCUGUCUGCCAGUCCCAGGAUGAGUGGCUUCAUAUUCCAGUCUCGUCCCCCUCAGCUCCCAUCUCACCCUCUCACCCCAUCCCGACAUGGUGAGAACAGGGCCUUGACAGUGGCUCCUACCUACCACACCCUGCCUCACCCAUCCUCCCAUGGGACACCUCACAACACCAUGAUGUGGGGCCCACUGGAACCACCAAAUACCCCCAAACCAUGGAGCCUGAGCUGCCUGCGACCUGCACCCCCACUACGGCCCUCUGCCGCCCUCUGUUACAAGGAGGAUCUUAGUAAAAGUCCUAAGAGUGUGAAGAAACUUCUUCCCAAGCGCAAACCCGAGCGGAAACAGUCUGAAGAGGAAUUUGCCUUGAGGAAGAGCACAGCUGCUCUGGAAGAAGACGCCCAAAUCCUGAAAGUUAUCGAGGCAUACUGCACCAGCGCCAAAACCAGGCAGACUCUUAACUCUACCUGGCAGGGCACCGACCUGAUGCACAACCACGUGCUGGCCGACGUGGACCAGUCCUGCGUGGAUUCGCCGGGCCGCCGUAGCAGCGUGUCCCGGCCAGAACUGACCUCUGACCUUUCGGAGGACUCAGACUAUGACUCCAUCUGGACCACCCACAGUUACAGAAUGGGCUCAGUGCCACGGCCACAAAGGGAAACGGGGCUCCAUGUGAUCAUCCCCGGUGAGGAGAAAGUACUUUUGGAGGAUCCCAGUCGCAAUGGACAAAGUACUUUGGAAGAAAAGAGCCUGGUGGAUGUGGUAUAUGCCCUGAGGGAUGAGGUUCAAGAGCUGAAACAGGAUAACAAGAAGAUGAAGAGGUCACUGGAGGAAGAGCAGCGAGCACGGAAGGAUCUAGAAAAAGUUGUUAGAAACGUUCUGAAGAGCAUUAAUGACCCAGCGUGGGAUGAGACAAACCUGUGAGGCUCAAGUUAACACCCAUGUGAAGCUUGUAGAAAGAAAGAACUUGUACAGUACCUGUGGACUUGAUUGCACUGUUUGAAAGACAGUCACAUACAUGAAUUAAGCUCAGUUGCGUGAAGGUAAAUGUCCAUCUUAAGGCAAGUAAAUGUGGGCUUGUUUGAGAUGGAUCCACCAGUGCACUUUAAGUGCCAUUCAGCUUAAUAGACAGGCCUUAUUGAGAUGACUUGUUAAACUUUCUCGACCAUCUGUCCCAAAAUAACAUUCCUUGAUUACUAAGCAAGCGUGACUGUACUGAACCACCCAGCAUCAAUGUCUGUGGCUGUGUUCACAAAGCUGGAGGAUAACUGGAGAGAGUUCCUCUCCGUCUGUUUACAAUCAUUUAACGGCACAACUAUCCACUGUACAGAAUGGUACUUUAAUGGUGUUAAUGGUCCAAAGGCUUUGACAAGUCUUAACUUGAACAAAGCCAUUUCAUAACCUCUUUAUUUAAUUUUUUAUGAAAUGAUUUUUUUGCAGGGUAUCCUCCGCAGACUCAGGCUAAGCCUGAUGUUUUUAACCUUUAGCAAAGCUUGUGCCAGGAAACUCCUUUAUGUCUGUUUUUAAUCCAUUUUUUUCUUUUGUUUUUGUUUGACAACUUUACUUUUUUAUUUUUCCUAAGGGAACUGUACAGAUAUUAAUGUUGUACUGUAUAUUGUAAAUACUGCUAAAAGAUGAGCCUUUGCCCGUUGGGAUAAAUAAAUGUGUU
Molecule: messenger RNA, 3355 nt
Organism: Neolamprologus brichardi
Lineage: Eukaryota; Metazoa; Chordata; Actinopteri; Cichliformes; Cichlidae
Source: RefSeq, a predicted model, not a curated record